This is a messenger RNA of Emiliania huxleyi CCMP1516, 1089 nucleotides long. RefSeq lists its product as hypothetical. The transcript has 8 exons. The coding region runs from base 1 to 1089 and encodes 362 amino acids. NCBI's taxonomy places the organism in Eukaryota, Haptophyta, Isochrysidales, Noelaerhabdaceae. The record is from RefSeq and is a predicted model, not a curated record. Gene Ontology annotation, molecular function: zinc ion binding.
AUGCUCGCAGAGUUACGAGAGGUGAUGCGGGAGCGGGAUGAGGCCAUCGAAGCGAAUAGGGGCGUCAAGGUGUGCGGCACGCCCGGGUGCAGCCUGCGCGACUGGCACCACGGGCCGUGCGAGCCGCUGCGCGAUCUGUGCGGGCAACGCAGCCGGGCGCCUUCGCGCAAGGCAAGGUGCGCCUUCGUGCAGCUGGAUGGCGGCCGCUCGGGUGAGGCAGAGGCGGCGACGCCCCACGAGGGCGAGGAGGGGCCCGCGGGCGAGGAGCCGCUGUGGGUGCAGUGCGACCGGUGCGCCAAGUGGCGGCUUCUGCUCCGCGGCGAGACCGUCGAGGAGGGGGGCGCCGCUUGGUUUUGUGCGAUGAACGCCGACGAGCGCGCGAACAGCUGCGACGCGCCGCAGGACGUCUGCGCCGCCAUCUCGCGCGACAUGUACUACGUCGAAGAGAUUGUCGACCAGCGCGCCUCGAAGAGGCGGGCAGGCGGGUGGGAGUUCCGCGUCCGCUGGCUCGGCUGGGCGCCGGAGCACGACACGUGGGAGCCCGAGGCCGAGCGCCGGUCGUCGUCGUGCGCCCUGCUCCUCUUCGACCGCCCCCGCUGUGUGACCCCGCGAGACGACUCCUUGCUUCGGCGGGUGACGUCGACGACGGACAUCAUGGCGGCGACGUGGGCGUUUGUCGCAGAGUGCCCAAGCAUCGGCGGGCGCGGCCUCUUUGCGCGGGCGCCGCUGGUGGCCGGCCAGGCGCGCUGUACAAUUAUUCAUCGGGCGAGGGACUUCAGCACACUCCACGCGGCGGGGCUAGCACGCGAUCAGGGAGCGAUCUGUGAGUACGGCGGGCCGCGGCUGCCGCUGCCGCUGCAGACGCGCGACGGCAAGUACGUGCUGCAGCUGCCUCGGACGCGCGUGUUCGUCGACGGCAGCACAGAUAGAUUGAGAUGCGACGCAACCAGCAACUGCGACAACGUGCCGGGCGAGUACAGCCUGCCGCGGCACGCGGCGAUCUUCGCCAACCACUCGGCGACGCCGAACGCUCGGGGCACUGGCCAGCACCUGGAACCUUCUCGCAGCCUUGUCGGAGCCUUCCCCUAG